This is a messenger RNA of Marmota flaviventris (yellow-bellied marmot), 927 nucleotides long. RefSeq names its product olfactory receptor 4K15-like. The record is from RefSeq and is a predicted model, not a curated record. Gene Ontology annotation, molecular function: olfactory receptor activity; G protein-coupled receptor activity. Lineage: Eukaryota; Metazoa; Chordata; Mammalia; Rodentia; Sciuridae. Gene Ontology annotation, cellular component: membrane. Gene Ontology annotation, biological process: G protein-coupled receptor signaling pathway.
AUGGAUCAAGGCAAUAUGUCAGGAGUGACUGAAUUUGUACUGAACAGUCUUUCAGGUUCUCGAGAGCUACAACUUUUCUAUUUUGCAUUUUUUACCGUUUUCUAUUUAUCCAUUGUGCUGGGAAACCUCUUCAUUUUGCUCACCAUCAUCUCUGAACCCAUGCUGCACACACCAAUGUACUUUCUACUCAGCAACCUCUCCUUCCUCGAUGUGUGUCUGUCUACCUUUGCUACCCCCAAAAUGAUUUUCGACUUCCUUAUGGAGCACAAGACCAUUUCUUUUGAGGGCUGCAUGGCCCAGAUAUUCUUUCUGCAUGUCUUUGCUGGUGGUGAAAUGAUGCUUCUUGUGGCCAUGGCAUAUGACAGAUAUGUAGCUAUAUGUCGACCCCUACACUAUGCAACCGUUAUGAAUGUACACAAGUGCAUUGUCCUCGUGGUGGGCUCCUGGAUCAUUGGGGUCCUACACUCAAUAAGUCAGUUGGUCUUCACAGUAAACCUUCCAUUCUGUGGUCCCAAUAAGGUGGAUAGUUUUUUCUGUGACCUUCCCCUGGUAAUCAAACUUGCUUGCACUGACACUUAUAUUCUUCAGGUACUAUUGCUUUCAGACAGUGGUCUAAUGGCCAUGAUGUCCUUUUUCCUCCUGCUGAUCUCAUACACAGUCAUCCUGGUGACUGUGCGACGUCGUUCCUCAGCAGGCAUGGCCAAGGCACGGGCCACUCUGACGGCCCACAUCACCGUGGUUACCCUCUUCUUUGGCCCCUGCAUCUUCAUUUAUGCCUGGCCUUUUAGUGACUUGCCCGUGGAUAAACUUCUUUCAAUAUUUUAUACUGUUUUCACUCCUCUUUUAAACCCCCUGAUCUAUACCUUAAGAAACAAAGAGGUGAUAUCAGCAAUGAGAAAACUAAGGAAUCGACAGAUAAGUUCCUGA